GGGUCGCCGGCCCUCUUCCGCGCUCGCAGGGGCCUCCAUUUUGUUGGUAAAGCAGGAGGCUGGUCGAAGACGAACUGUGCUCUGUGAGUUGCUCGUGGACAGUGUUUGAUCCGUGAAUCGUUUCUCCCUGUUAAGGGAGGGAGGUUUGGAGGUCGAGAGGGAGUCGCCGCCACCGCCCGAACUCGAAGUCGCUAGGACUUCUCUCAAACUUGUGUGCUGAGGAGACUCGAUGGUGGCCUCAGCUCCUAGGCUGAAAUCAGCAGAUUGGCUCAUGAAAACUUAUGUAUUGAGACAAAGGAAAGGAUCUAGCAGAAAGCAACAUCUCUUAUCCUGGGCUUGGCAGCAAGGAAGAGGACAAGUAGUGGAGAUCCUGCAAUCUGAGAAACAGACUGAAAGGUGACAAAGAAGCUCAAGAUGGGUGGUGGAGAGAGGUAUAACGUUCCAGCCCCUCAAUCUAGAAAUGUUAGUAAGAGCCAACAACAACACAACAGACAGAAGACCAAGGAUCAGAAUUCCCAGAUGAAGAUCGUUCAUAAGAAAAAAGAAAGAGGACAUGGGUACAGUCCAUCAGCAGCUGCAUGGCAGGCCAUGCAGAAUGGGGGAAAGAACAAGAGUCUUUCUAAUGACCCAAAUUGGAAUGGUAGCCUAACAAGUCCAAGCUUGCUUUUUAAGUCUCAGGCCAACCAGAACUAUGCUGGAGCCAAAUUUAGUGAACCACCCUCACCAAGUGUUCUCCCCAAGCCACCAAGCCACUGGGUUCCUGUUUCAUUGAACCCUUCAGAUAAGGAAAUAAUGACAUUUCAACUUAAAACCCUACUUAAAGUACAGGUUUAAAUCUAAGUAUUAAUUUUAAAUUUUGUGAUGUUCAUAUGUAGCCAUCAGUUGGUUGGACUUUAGAUAAUUUUUAUAAAACUAAUUUACAACUAUAAGCAGACAUCUGAUUUAUGUCCUAUGUACACUAUAUUAUAAUAGUGUCAUGAUAAUUUAAGUAGCUAAUCCUACUUGGUAGUUUUGCUAACCAAAUUCAAGCUUAGAUAUGGAGAACAGUAACCAGCUUUUUAUUGUCUAGUAGGAAAACAAAAGGAAAUUAGUAAGCAUCUAGCUAAGAUAUAAAGGCUGCAAACAAGGCGCACAGUUCAUUUACAACAUGUUCUAGAAACAUACAAACCCUAAAACACCGCAGGCAUCUUUUCAAAUAGCUGCCUCUUGUUGGAAUGAGGUGAAGUACAUAGUAUAGUGGUCAUUUCUUAUGCACUGGAUAGGCAUGCAUAUACCAAAUCUUUUAUAUUUUUAUUCAGUAGCAUCCUACAAAGCUUGUUUGAAGCAGGGAGUUGUGUACCAUGUAAAUACAUGUAAUAAGCUUGUAACAUAUGUAAAGUUUUCCUGGCCUUUAUUCUGCAAAAAGCAACUUAUUUUUAGUGUGAAUUUGCUGGUGAAUAAGACUAUGAACUGUUUUUAUACUAUGGCCUAAUUUUAAAGGUCUCCAGUUUUCAAAAAAUUGUCCUUGUGCUUAAGUGCCAGUGUAUCGAUGUAAUUGGUGUGACUGUAACCAAUACAAAGUGAAUCUGUUGUAUGAAGUUUUUAUAUUGAAAGGCUUUAAGCUGCCAAGACAUUUCCUGUUUUUAAGAAGAGAUGUAAGAUGCAGCAAGAUUCUCUGAUUUUUUUUAAACCCAAAGAUUCAUUUUGUCUUUAUCAAAUCAUAAAAGUGAUGAUUUUGAUUUAAGUGUGACCCAGGAUUAGCCCAAACAGCAAGUUACUUUUCAGUGCCUAUAAGUAAAAUUACCAAUUUGUAUUUCCUCAAUUAAGUUCAGACCAGAUAUUGCCCAAAUCAAAAUACUUAGUAUACUAAAGGACAAGUUCAUAAAAUUAUGAUCUAAUCUUGAAAUAUGAAAUUCAAAAAUAAAAACUUUUCCUCCCCAGUA
This is a messenger RNA of Myodes glareolus (Bank vole), 1922 nucleotides long. RefSeq names its product proline rich nuclear receptor coactivator 2 (gene Pnrc2). The record is from RefSeq and is a predicted model, not a curated record. Lineage: Eukaryota; Metazoa; Chordata; Mammalia; Rodentia; Cricetidae.